Molecule: messenger RNA, 679 nt
Organism: Linum tenue
Lineage: Eukaryota; Viridiplantae; Streptophyta; Magnoliopsida; Malpighiales; Linaceae
Source: the annotation of a GenBank genome assembly
AUUCAAAACUAGCUCAUGAUCAAGCUGGAACCGACAACAUUGUCGUGGGAUGGACAGUAACAUGCAUUAUGCAAACUAUGAUCUUUCCUUCUGAUUCUCUGUACUUGCAGAUCAAUCCAGGUCUCUAUGGUGACACUGCAACUCGGCAUUUCAUAUACACAAGUACCAAGGACUCGCAUUGUUACAACACGUUCUGUCCCGGAUUCGUAAUCAUGUCCCCCGACGUUCCUCUUGAUGCUGUUCUUCAAGCUUCUGAAAGAGGAAAUAACAUAAGGGCCCAGAAAAUUUUCGUCCGCAAGGAUGCUGCAAGUGGGGAUUGGUUUCUUCAAAUAGGACUGGACAACACAACUGGGGAGGAGAAGCAUACUCUGCCUCUUCCGACUCCGAGGAUCUUCCACCGAUGGGUUCUGGGUUCUCGCCUAGUUCCAAGUUCGAUGGUUAUGGCAGGCAAGUUUGUAGAUGAGAACCAGCAAGUCGAUUACAACUCACCAGAGUGUGUGAUGAAGGCAAUGUGGGAAGAGAGAUCCAGCGUCCUAUUGUGUUUGGUGGAAGCUCUGGUCCAGCUUGAUCAUGAGUUAGUUCUAUCUGGUUUGGUUUGCUAGUUUUAUACUGGAAAUACUUCAAAUAAAAUCGAGCUUGAUUCGAGAUGCAAUUUAAGGGUUAAUAGCAUUUUGUGGAG